This is a messenger RNA of Lagopus leucura (white-tailed ptarmigan), 2872 nucleotides long. RefSeq names its product family with sequence similarity 83 member H (gene SACK1H). The annotation marks the transcript as partial. The transcript has a single exon. The record is from RefSeq and is a predicted model, not a curated record. NCBI's taxonomy places the organism in Eukaryota, Metazoa, Chordata, Aves, Galliformes, Phasianidae. Gene Ontology annotation, molecular function: keratin filament binding. Gene Ontology annotation, biological process: positive regulation of cell migration; intermediate filament cytoskeleton organization; protein localization to cytoskeleton. Gene Ontology annotation, cellular component: keratin filament.
UUUCAUGUGGUCUUUUGAGAAGAUUCACAGGAGCAUUGCACACAUCUUCCAGGGCGAGCUGGUGGCCAGCUUCGACGAAGAGUUCCGAAUUCUGUUUGCACAGUCAGAACCUCUCGUUCCUCCAGCCAACGUCUUGGCAAAGGCAGAGAACCCGUUUGCCAUGACUCCCUUCGGCAAUAACGUGCCGUUCUUUCCUAAGAAAUCACCCCUCAUGUUCCAGAGGGACGACAACCUUUUUCCCUCCUUCAUGGACAGAGUUGAUCCAGACCGGUACUUCCUGUCCAACUUCCGGCGCGAUGAUUUGUUGCGCCAUACCGUGGAGGGGUCAGCCAUGCGAAUGUACAAAAAGGUGGAGAUGGAGAAUGCUCAGAUGGAUCCCGUCAGGGGUUUUCUCCGUUCCAAGCAGCUGGAGUUGGAUGCUUUUAAGAGACACAGUUUUGCAGAAGGAACGUUUGAGAACUUUGCUUCUUCUAAGCAAUACGCCAGGCAGAUGUUCGUGAACAACAUGGACGAAUUUAAAAUCCAGUCCAGCCAUUUUCAGAAGGAUCAGUUCUACCAGUACCAGUUUGAACACCCCCACCUUUCUGGCAGACCCCAGGGGUUCUUUGACAGAAUACGAGGUGGGAGGCCGGGAUUCAAUGAGUUGGAAGAGGGAGGGCCUCUUCCCUAUGGAGAGGGACCCAGAUACCCCGAACUCGAACCCGGUUUCCCACAGGAGGGUUUCCCCUUAAGGCUGGAUUACGUGCCUUCGAAUUCUUCCCGGGAAGUGAGACAUGGCUCUGAUCAGCUGAACCCUGCAGGCAACGGCCCGAUGGGAAUGAUGCUGAGACGGCAGAAUAUAGGACAGAAGUUUAUUUGCCAGACUUCUCCUACGCAGAAGCAAAGCCUGGAACAGCGCCUGUUCUUACAAGACAAAGACGAGGACCAAGAUCAGGACAAGAACACUCAGGAAAAUAGAACAGGUUUACGCAACUGGAGGAUUUCUUCGUACCUCAGCGCGUACCAGUCGGAACCGGAAGAAGGUCUCCCGAUGCCCAUGGAAUCGGAAGCCUAUAAUGAUGUUCUUGGGGAUCCCCUCGCAAAGCACCCCACUGACCUCAUGCCAGCAUUCAAAUCCCCCGUGUCUUUUAAUAGCAAGUCACUGGGGGUUGAAAACGCCAAAGAAUUUGCGGAUCCUGAAAGAGGAGGCGAAGAAACACCUCUGAUGAAACAAGACGCCUUUAGGUCCAGAAUAAAUCCCUUGAUCCAGAGGAGCUCCAGACUCAGGUCCUCUCUGAUUUUCAACGCUGCCAAGUUAGAUCAGCCUAACGCAACGGUAGAGAAGGUCCAGAUGAUCCACAAGGAACAAGUGUCCAAUGAACUGACAAAGGACAAUGAAACCAUAAAGACGGCCGCCUCGUCCAAAGUGGCGGAGCUUCUAGAGAAGUACAAAGCUGUGGGCAAAGACGCCGAGCGAGCUACAGUCACUCACACCAAAGCCGUUUCUAGUUUUCUCCAGGAGGAAUCACAGAACACGGAGAAGAAAUGUACCAAAUCCGUGCAAUACAAGAUUCUGGAGAGUAGAGUAUUGGAGUCCAAAGACUCCUGCAGUACUUACAAGAUGCACGGAGAGACUGACAGAGCGUUUGGAACGGCUUCGUCGGCCCCCCAGCUCAUUGAUGCUUUGAGUAAGGAUCCCUUAGCACACCUGGGCGCUAAAGUGGACAAACUGUCAUCUCGGUUUUACCCUAUAGAGAAUAAACCCGCUCUUCCAGAAAAGGAGAGCCUUAUAUUUGUAGGAGAUACUCAGAAAUUGGCUCUUCCAGAAAAGAAGGAACGAGUGGCGUUCAAGGAAGAGGCUGGAAAAUUGGUCGGUGCAGAACUGAAGAAACCACAGGGGAGGACGGGCACCACAUCGGCCAUCGAAAACCUGCCUAAAGGUCCAGGAUCCGACAGCUCCCUCAAUAAAUCCGAGGAGGAGUGUUCAAAGCUGGAACAAAACACAAUGGAGUUUUUAAGGAAAGGAUCCCUGCGGUUGAAGCAGUUUCUGAACCCGAAAGGUGAAAAGAAACCGGAGGAGGAACCCGGUUGCGAGGUCGGAAGGUCUGACAAACAGCCCGUGGGUCUCAAAAGAUCUUCCAUAGGCGACUGUCAGGAGAUGGUGGCGGAGGAAGAAAAAACCCAUAAAUUUGCAACGCCGCUUCCUCCCAAAAGCAGCCAACCGACGCAGGGCAGAUUUCCUUCAUCCACAGCCAACAUUCUGUACAGCAGCAACCUCCGUGAUGACACCAAGGUGAUUUUGGAACAGAUCUCUGCUAACAGCCAGAAGAACAGAGCUGAACUGGCCAAGCAGCUGCCAUCCACCAGCAAUCCCGACCUUUCUAAGUCAACCAUGAGCUUGGAAAGGAAAGCCGAGAAGGAGAAAAGCUGCAACAUCCACAGGUCGGAGAGCUUUGGGAGCCAGAAGCGAAACGUUCAGCGGCAGCCGUCGGAGGACAGAGACACGCUGCUGAAGAAAAUGGAGAACAUGCGGAAGGAAAAGAGGGUGUACAGCAGGUUUGAGGUCUUCUGCAAAAAGGAUGAGCAUACGAGUCAGAGCGAGGAGGAGUACGACGCGGACGCCAAGGACAAGAAGAUGGGGAAGUUCAUGCCCAAAAUCCUGGGCACCUUCAAGACCAAAAAAUGAUCAUAGGAGCGCUGUUGAAUUCCGUAUCGUCACUGAGUGGCAAAGCCGACGAGGGAGAAACACGUUUAUGACGGCUGCGAAGCUCUUUGAGGUUGGCAAGCGGGAUGUGUUCAGCAUCACUCCUAUGGCACAGAUGGCCCCGUAGAGUCGCGUGGUAACAGGGAACCUUGUUACAGUAUAUUUAAAAUAAAAUGAUUAAAUUGCCAA